AUGAAGUACAACAGCGCGAUUCUGGUUCUCGUCUGCUCAACCUUGAUUUCUGCUGGAACAUCCACUAUCUCUGGUGCCGAAGCUGUCUGUGGAGAUCUUGGAAUUCUUCAGGUCACUCCCGGAAAUAUCCCUGAUGGCGUAGAGCCCUCAGAUCUUCGCCUCUGCGCCGAUCAUCCACUCGGCCGCAACCGCACCCUUGAUCCCGCCAAGGGUGCCUCCCUAGCGCCCCUCGAGGAAGGCGAUAUCCCCAAUACAACCCCAAUGGAGACGUUGCUAUUACGGGGCACCUUACGGCUGUUCAGACAAGUACUGCUGGAAGAGCUGCGGUUCGAAGGGGAGCGGCCAAUGGUGCUGGACCGCGACGGCUGGGGGGGUUGGGCCGUGGGCUAA
Molecule: messenger RNA, 390 nt
Organism: Fusarium musae
Lineage: Eukaryota; Fungi; Ascomycota; Sordariomycetes; Hypocreales; Nectriaceae
Exons: 2
Coding region: 1-390 (129 amino acids)
Source: RefSeq, a predicted model, not a curated record